Messenger RNA from Loa loa (African eye worm), 417 nucleotides. RefSeq lists its product as hypothetical. The annotation marks the transcript as partial. Gene Ontology annotation, cellular component: cytoplasm. The record is from RefSeq and is a predicted model, not a curated record. Gene Ontology annotation, molecular function: protein binding. The transcript is spliced from 4 exons. Lineage: Eukaryota; Metazoa; Nematoda; Chromadorea; Rhabditida; Onchocercidae.
AUGAUACUUGAUCGACAUUUACCGUAUAUCCCAUUUCCAGAAAAUACUACACCAUUAAUGUAUGCUGUACUAUUGGCUGAUAUUAAUAUCGUGAAAAUAAUUCAAGAAUCAAAUGUUGCUGAUAUUAAUGCUGCUGAAAAUGUUUCCGGGCUUACCGCUCUCAUGUUUGCUGCUAUCAUCGGAAAUUAUGAUGUUAUGGAAUAUUUGAUAAAUGUUGGUGCUGAUAUAUCAUUGAUAUCUCUUGAUGGAUUUACAGCUAUUGAUUAUGCAUUUGCUAUAGGAAAUAUAAAUGCAGAUUUACUUUGUCUAUUACAACAACCACUUGGACAUGGUACAACAACAUUAUCAUCACAACGUAUUGAUAAUCAUCAAUAUCAGCAUUUAAGUCGUGUCAUUUAUACUAGUAAAACGAAAAUU